AUGGACUACUCGUAUCUGAAUCAAGCAGCAGCGGCUGGAUUCGACUCCAGCUGCCUGCAGAGCAUGCAGGAUCCGACGGGUCUGUCAAACAUGCCAUGCAGUUACGGAGACCUAACGUCCUGCAGUCAAAUGUCGCAAGCGGCAUAUCGCUACACCGCCGCAGCGGCAUCCAUGGCGCGUACGUAUAACCCCAGCGCCGGUGCCGGCGGCAUGGGGGUACAUCAUCCCGGAUCGGCAGCAUCACAAUGUGCUGUCAUGGGUGCACGCAGCCACGUGCAAGACGUGCAUAGGGCAACCAUGUUUCCAUCGUCCAUGAAUUUACAAAGUGGUCUGCCUUACAAAGUAUAUCCGGGACAUGAUGGAGUUUUAACUGAGAAGCGAAAACAACGCCGGAUACGCACCACAUUCACUUCAGCACAGCUGAAAGAACUGGAAAGAGCGUUUCAAGAAACCCACUAUCCCGAUAUCUACACCCGAGAAGAAAUCGCGAUGAAAAUCGAUCUCACCGAAGCGCGUGUUCAGGUCUGGUUUCAAAACCGGCGAGCAAAAUUUCGAAAGCAAGAGCGGCUCGCCCAACAAAAAGCAACAAACAACUCGAGCAACGAUUCCAACGGUACGCAACAGCCGAACAUCAAAGCGGAGGGCGGCAGCAACGGCGUGGGCAAUCCGGGCGGCAUCGGCGGGACGAACACCAACGUCAAGGGCGUCGUUAAUCUGGGUGGUGGCGGCAACAAGGACGUCAAGCCCGGCUCCCCCAAUUCCGGCAUAUCGACCACGCCAAACUCCAACACCAGUUCGACCUCCCAUCAUUCCUCCAAUGGCGACAUCAAGCCAAUGAACGGUAAUUAUCGAUGGAAAUUAUCAGAUGAUGCAUUAAUCUCCAACAACAACAAAUGGUCGAUGAGUCCCAACUCGUGCAACACUGCUCUACUGGUGCAGCAGGCGAACAAAGUGCUCUCGUCACAGCCCCCGCACCUACAGUCACACCAUCAUGGCACACACCACUCGGCAGCGGCGGCCGCGGCGGCGGCGCUUUCAGCCGCGCCGUUCACAUCACUGCUGGGCGCCGGCGGCGGCGCCGCCUCCUACCUGCUCGGCGACCAUCUCAAGCCGGCAGCCAAUCAUCUCUUUUAAAGCAUUCAAACCCUCUUUUGCCGCCAGUAUACAACGAGACCCGAGAGAAGAACCCAAUUAUUCCGUCAUGAAUCAAUUGUUAAUAAAAAAUUAAUUGCAUUGAAAUGAAGCCACACAAAUUGUACAUAUUUAUAUACAUACUUAGCGAAUAGUUGACUGUACACAAAUUAUUGAAGAAAGAAAAUCAGAAACUAAAACGCGAGUUAAAAUUACAGAUAAAUGUAUACUGACAUAACUUAAGUAUACGUCGAUUUCUUUUGUUUUUCUACACGAGUAGAGCACUUAUUCAAAGAGAAUCGAAGCAAAUGUAAUACGAAAAUGGAAUUUAUGUAUACUAUAAAUAGUUUUAUGAUUUUUUUUAUGAUAGUAGAUAUUCAAACUUACAAAGAGCCAAAAAAUAACGCUAAGCAAACGCGAAUGAGAAACUGUAAAUUUUGUACAAACGUAUUAAGUGUUUAUAAAAGAUGAUAUAUAGUGCGAUGAUGAUGGAUGAGCUAAGAAACGAAAGCAUAACUAGGUUUUCUUACUAUUAUCAUCUGCGUUAACAUAAUUACCUAGUGAUAUUAUUUGUGAGUGUGGAUCGUGAUUACUAAAACACAAAAUUUUGUCCAUUAAAGUCCAGAUGAAACAAAUCAAAAGGAGGAACUUGAAAAUUUAUUGCAGUGAAAGCGUAUGGUAAACAACAGUCCGAUUUUAUGAAUUCUA
Dalotia coriaria is the source of this 1839-nucleotide messenger RNA. RefSeq names its product paired mesoderm homeobox protein 2B-like. The record is from RefSeq and is a predicted model, not a curated record. Gene Ontology annotation, biological process: regulation of transcription by RNA polymerase II. The transcript has 4 exons. The coding region runs from base 1 to 1134 and encodes 377 amino acids. Lineage: Eukaryota; Metazoa; Arthropoda; Insecta; Coleoptera; Staphylinidae. Gene Ontology annotation, molecular function: DNA-binding transcription factor activity, RNA polymerase II-specific; RNA polymerase II transcription regulatory region sequence-specific DNA binding.